This is a messenger RNA of Amorphotheca resinae ATCC 22711, 1529 nucleotides long. RefSeq lists its product as hypothetical. The record is from RefSeq and is a predicted model, not a curated record. Gene Ontology annotation, biological process: NAD+ metabolic process; NADP+ biosynthetic process. The coding region runs from base 177 to 1442 and encodes 421 amino acids. Gene Ontology annotation, molecular function: NAD+ kinase activity. NCBI's taxonomy places the organism in Eukaryota, Fungi, Ascomycota, Leotiomycetes, Helotiales, Amorphothecaceae. The transcript is spliced from 3 exons.
GGCUGGCUUAUCGGAGGUGAAGCUUGCCACACGACGAGGUUGAUCCACCAGCAUGGUUUCGAAACCAGAUCUUCAAGCAAAACCAAGUCUUCAAUCGUGCACGGCGGAUCUUAUAAUGCGACGCCAGUCCACUCGCAGCGGCUAAUGGAUAAGGCAGACAUACAACGAUAAUUGCGAUGAUCUUGAGGUUAAGGGGAAAUCGGGUAUGGCGGAGAGCUUUCAGCACGACGCCGAGGAGGGCAGAAAUCCAAGAUGCAGAGGUUUUACAGGAUAGAAUUAUCCCUCGAUAUCAGAGAACUGCAACUAGCGAUUUGCUAUCUCUUCAAUGGCCGUCACCUCCACGAAAUAUUCUGAUGAUCAAGAAGGAUUACGCCCCAGCAGUCACUGAAUCUCUCAUCGAAUAUGCAAAGCAUAUACAUUCCAACUACGACAAUGUAUCCCUCAUAUUCGAACCUAGAGUUGCCUCCGAGAUCCACGAAUCCUUCCCCUUUCCAGUAUACACCACGACAAAGACUAGCAUCUUACCCAAGAAAGUUGACAUGGUCACAACGCUAGGAGGUGAUGGCACGAUCCUCCAUGCUUCCUCCAUCUUCAGCACAACACUCUACGUACCUCCGAUACUUUCUUUCAGUAUGGGUACAUUGGGUUUCUUGGGAGAAUGGAAAUUUGCAGAGUACAAACGAGCAUUCAGAGAAGUUUACAUGUCGGGAGCAGCUGUCAGCUCUCCCUUGAUCGAAGCCGAGACACAUCGUCAUAUUCAAACAGAGACUGGGGACAUAGUGACCGGCUGGUCAGGCGUAAGAGGGAAAUUCAUGGGGCCAACACGAACCUCUAAAGUCUUAUUCCGACAUCGACUGAAGGUCGGAGUCUUCGAUUCUGAUGGGAAUCGUGUAAUAGGUGAUAACACGGCGGAGAGUGCACGAGGGGACGUGCACGCCAUGAAUGAAGUCGUGAUUCAUAGGGGAAAAGAAGCACACCUCGCAAUCAUAGAGGUUUUCGUGGGCGGAAGGUUUCUGACUGAGGCUGUGGCUGAUGGAAUGAUAAUUUCUACUCCGACUGGAAGUACGGCUUAUAGCUUGAGUUCUGGUGGGAGUAUCAUUCAUCCGUUGGUCAGCAGUUUGAUGAUGACUCCUAUUUGUCCAAGGAGUUUGUCAUUUAGGCCGCUUGUGCUGCCAGCCAAUACUCCAAUUACCUUGAGGUUGAGUGAGAAGAAUAGAGGAAGGGAACUAGAGGUUAGCAUUGAUGGGAGGAGAAGGAGCCAUGGUGUUGGUGUUGGUAUGGAAGUGAGGGUGGAUGGGGAGGAUAUUGACAAAGGUAAUGAAUGGGGCAGCGGUGUGCCUUGUGUUAUGAGAGGGGCAAAGAGUGGAAGGGAAGAAGAUGACGGAUGGGUUGGAGGUUUGAACGGUCUGUUAAAAUUCAACUAUCCCUUUGGGGAGGAAUGAGUCUCAGCGAAUGUAGAGUACACAGAUACAGUUCUUGACAGUACCUCCAUCAACUAACAGCCAAUACCUUGUGAACCUAGGUCGACG